Messenger RNA from Eruca vesicaria subsp. sativa (arugula), 2973 nucleotides. Lineage: Eukaryota; Viridiplantae; Streptophyta; Magnoliopsida; Brassicales; Brassicaceae. The record is from the annotation of a GenBank genome assembly.
UACAAAAACAUUUGAUGGUUGAACCAAGUAAUCCAAAAGAACCGGUUUAAUCAAAACGAGACCGGUUAAGUUGCUUCGUCACGUUGCGGCCGCCACUUCUGUGAUCUUUGCCAUGGUUCUUCGAAUCCAUCAUCGCUCACUCCCAUGAAGCUCCUCCAUCCACGUCGCUCCUCUUCAAGUGUCUUGUCACUCCAAUCCCUCCUGAAAAGCGGCUUCUCUCCAACCCUAACCUCCAUCACCACCUUCCUCCGCUUCCUCCACCGCCGCCACAAAUUCACCACCAUCCUCCACCUCUACUCUCAACUAACCUCCAACAAACUCCCAAUCAACCACUCAAUCCACUCAAUCGUCUCCUCCUCACUCCUCAAUCUCAACCGUUUCGACGACGCCAAGACUUUCAUCACCACCGCCCAGAUCUCAAACUCCUCCCUCGGAUCCUUAGACGAUCCCAACAAGGCGGCGUUCCCUUCCCCCGCGACGUUCUCCUCGCUGAUCCACGGCUUCGUCGCGAGAGGAGAGAUGGAGAAAGCCACCGAGGUUUUGAAGAUGCUGACGUGUAAGGAGAAAUCGAACUUCGUCUCUAGCGCUGUGGUGUCCGGUUUUUGUAAAAUCGGUAAACCGGAUCUCGCGUUAGGGUUUUUCGAGACUGCGGUUGAUUCAGGAGCUUUAUCGCCGAGUAUCGUGACUUACACAACGGUUGUAACCGCUCUUUGUCAGUUAGGUAAAAUUGAUCAAGUCAAGGAUUUAGUUAAGAGACUUGAGGAAGAAGAGUUUGAUUGUGUUUUCUAUAGUAACUUGAUUCAUAAAAGUGUAAUUAGAUUGAUGGAAGCAGUGAUGCAAGAUAGGGAGAUGGUGGAGAAGGGGAUAAAUAGAGAUUUAUUGAGCUAUUCUAUACUAAUAGAUGUGUUUUCAAAGGAAGGAAGGUUUGGAAUGGCGUUUGGGUUGUUAGGGAAGAUGAUUAAAGAAGGGAUAGAACCGAGUUUGAUCACUUUUACUUCUAUUAUGAGAGGACUGUGCAGAAAGGGUGGAGUUGAUGAGGCGUUUGAGUUGUUUGAUAGGGUUUUGAGUAUGGGAAUUGAAGUGGAUGAGUUUGUUUAUGUGACUUUGAUCGAUGGAGUUUGUAGGAGAGGAGAUUUGAAUCGAGCUUUUGCUUUGUUGGGAGAUAUGGAGCAGAGAGGGGUUAAACCGAGUGUUCUUACUUACAACACUGUGAUUAAUGGAUUGUGUAAGGCGGGGAGAGUAUCCGAGGCGGAUGAGAUUUCGAGAGGGGUUUUGGGAGAUGUUGUUACUUUUACUACGUUGUUAGAUAGUUAUAUCAAGGACGAGAAUGUUGAUGGUGUUUUGGAGGUUAGGCGUAGGUUUGUUGAAGCUAAGAUCCCUAUGGACUUGGUUAUGUGCAAUAUUCUAUUAAAAGCAUUUUUAUUGGUUGGUGAUUAUGGAGAAGCUCACGUGCUUUACAGGGCUAUGCCGGAAAUGGAGCUGACUCCUGACGCAGUCACGUAUUCGACGAUGAUUGAUUGCUGCUGCAAAGCGGGUCAGAUCGAUGAGGCACUUGAGAUAUUUGAUGAGUUGAGGAAAAGCUCGGUUUCCUCUGCUGUGUGUUAUAAUCGCAUCAUUGGUGCAUUGUGCAAAAAAGGGAUGUUUGAAACAGCCACUGAAGUUCUUAUGGAGAUGUGUGAUAAAGGUCUGUAUCUAGACAUCCAUACGUCUCACACCUUGUUACAUUCAAUUCAUGCUAGCGGAGGUGAGAAAGGAAUACUCGGUUUGGUUUAUAGACUCGAGCAGUUGAGUUCAGACAUCUGUCUUGCCAAUGUUGCCAUGUUCAAUGAUGCUGUAUUGCUUUUAUGUAAGAGCGGUUCUUUCGACGCUGCGAUUGAAGUUUAUAUGGUUAUGAGUAGAAAGGGUUUAACUGUUACAUGUCUUUCCACAUUUUUGAAAGCACUGGUGGACAAUCUCAGAGCAGUGGAUGCUUAUUCGCUUAUCGUAAAUGCUGUUGAAAAUACUCUGCUCUCCAUGGAUGUUAUAGAUUACACAAUCAUCGUCAAUGGUCUCUGCAAGGAAGGGUUUCUGACAAAGGCAUUAGAUUUGUGCACUUUUGCUAAACAAAGGGGCAUCAUUCUUAAUAUCAUCACAUACAAUUCACUCAUAAAUGGACUUUGCCAGCAAGGUUGUCUUGUAGAAGCUCUUCGUCUAUUUGAUUCGCUGGAGAAAAUUGGUUUAGUCCCCUCUCAUGUCAGUUAUGGAAUUUUGAUUGACAGCUUAUGCAAAGAAGGGUUGUUUCUUGACGCUGAGCAAUUUUUGGACACGAUGGUAUCUAAGGGACUUGUACCAAACAUUCUCAUUUACAAUUCGAUGAUUGACGGGUAUUGCAAGCUCGGGCGAACGGAGGAGGCCAUGAACGUUUUAUCUCGUAAAAUGAUGGGAAGGGUAACACCAGAUGCGUUCACAGUCAGUUCUUUGAUCAAAGGUUACAGUAAAAAAGGUGACAUGGAAGAAGCUCUCAGAGUGUUUGCUGAGUUUAAAGGUAAAAACAUCUCAGCCGAUUUCUUGGGGUUUCUGUAUCUGAUCAAAGGCUUAAGCACGAAAGGGCGAAUGGAAGAAGCGAGGAGCGUCCUGAGAGAAAUGCUUGUUUCAGAACCUGUUGUUGAGCUGAUUAACAGAGUUGAUGCAGAACUAGCUGAAUCUGAAUCAAUCAGAGUCUUUCUCGUCGAGCUGUGUGAGCAAGGAAGGGUCCCUCAAGCUGUUAAAAUCCUAGAUGAGAUAAGUUCGACGUUCUAUCCGUCUGGUAAAAAACCGGGUUCUUAUCAAAGGUUGCAGUUAUUGAAUGGUGUUAGUGAAAAGGAGGUGGAGAAAGAAGGCUAUGUUAAAGAUUUUCACAGCCUUCACUCAACCGUUAGCUCACUCUGCUCUAGUGGGAAAGUGAAGCAGGCUAAUGAGUUUGUUAUGUCUGUGCUUUCGUGUAUGCCUGAAUAG